AUGGAGUUACAAGUGGGAAUUGAACCGAUGACCCUGGGCUCCCCGACCUCUCCCAAGCCGACCCCUGGAGCUCAGUUCCUGCCCGGCUUCCUGAUGGGAGACCUUCCCGCUCCCACCACCCCCCAGCCGCGACCUUUCAACCUGGGCACCUCCAUGAUGGAGAGCCCAGGAACACCCCGAGGUGGAAUCGUCUCUGCUCCGCUGCCUUUUGUCCCGACGCCUAAAGACAAGAGUGGAGCCCCGCCUGUACGCAGUAUCCAUGACGACCUGGUUACUAUGACCACGCCCCUAAAAACACACGGACAGGUGAGAACAAAUACAGCUUUCCAGGCAUGCAGUCCCCUCUUCCUGGCCCGGGGGGGUUCAACUCCAGGUGUGCAGUUGUGUCUCUCUCCAGCUCAGGUGGAUCCGUUCUACAGUCAGGGAGAGUCUCUGUCGUCUGACGACCAGCUGGACCAGACCUGGAUCACUGUGUUCGGUUUUCCUCCAGCCUCAGCCUCCUACAUCCUGCUGCAGUUCGCUCAGUACGGAAACAUUCUGAAACACACGAUGGCGUCUCCUGGUAACUGGAUGCACCUUCAGUAUCAGUCCAGCCUGCAGGCCAGGAAAGCUCUGUCCAAAGACGGGAAAGUGUUCGGAGACGCCAUCAUGGUGGGAGUCAAAACCCUGCAUAGGACAAGUGUGAUGGACAGCAGUGUCUCCUCGCCUCUCUCCUCCUCCUUCUCCUCCGUCCUCCCCUCCACUCCUCGCUCCGCCAUCAGGCCGCUCAGCGCUGGCUACAAGUGCAAGACGGCCGGCAGCGACUACCAGGUGUUAGCAGACAGACAGACGCCCAGGAAAGACGACAGUAUGGUUUCCAAAGCCAUGGAGUACAUGUUCGGCUGGUGACAAAACACAAUGCAUCAUGGGAUACCUGCAGCCUUGAAGGAAAGAGAAUCCACGGACAGAUGGAUGAACUGAUUCACUACACAGUGUGUGAGUGUGUGUGAGAGUGUGCGAGAGAGUGUGUAUGUGAGAGUGUGUGCUGAGGUUAUUUCUCUCCUUUUAUAAUCAGUAUUUUUUAAUGUUGUCUCCAAUAAAGAUUUUUCUCUG
This is a messenger RNA of Gymnodraco acuticeps, 1092 nucleotides long. It is a transcript of the gene nup35, whose product is annotated as nucleoporin 35. Gene Ontology annotation, molecular function: structural constituent of nuclear pore; phospholipid binding; single-stranded DNA binding. The coding region runs from base 1 to 888 and encodes 295 amino acids. Gene Ontology annotation, cellular component: nuclear membrane; nuclear pore nuclear basket; nuclear pore central transport channel. The record is from RefSeq and is a predicted model, not a curated record. The transcript has 9 exons. Gene Ontology annotation, biological process: NLS-bearing protein import into nucleus; regulation of DNA-templated transcription; nuclear pore organization. Lineage: Eukaryota; Metazoa; Chordata; Actinopteri; Perciformes; Bathydraconidae.